Bacillus rossius redtenbacheri is the source of this 2726-nucleotide messenger RNA. RefSeq names its product protein sly1 homolog (gene Slh). Gene Ontology annotation, biological process: intracellular protein transport; endoplasmic reticulum to Golgi vesicle-mediated transport. The record is from RefSeq and is a predicted model, not a curated record. Bases 111 to 2012 code for a protein of 633 amino acids. Lineage: Eukaryota; Metazoa; Arthropoda; Insecta; Phasmatodea; Bacillidae. Gene Ontology annotation, molecular function: syntaxin binding. Gene Ontology annotation, cellular component: cytosol; Golgi membrane. The transcript has 15 exons.
AGGGGAGAUAUUUUUUUUUACUGCUGGAGCUGUCAAUUCUGUUUUUGAUACACGUCAUCAUGUUAAGUGAAUAAUCAAUCUAAUAUUGAAAUCUGAUACAUUUUACAACAAUGGUAACUUUAAGAGAAAAACAGAUAGGUGCCUUGAAGCAGAUGCUGAAUUUAAAUCAGCCGCAAACUAAAGUACUCGCUGCUGAGCCUGUUUGGAAGAUUCUUGUCUACGAUCGUUGUGGUCAAGAUAUUAUUUCACCAUUGAUAUCAGUUAAGGAGCUACGAGAACUUGGUGUCACACUGCACAUGCAGCUGCACUCGGACAGGGACCCCAUCCCCGAUGUGCCGGCCGUGUACUUCUGCCUGCCCAGCGAGGAGAACCUGGGGCGCAUCAGCCAGGACCUGCAGAACAACGUGUACGAAAGUUACCACCUGAACUUCAUCUCGCCCAUCUCCCGCCAGCGGCUGGAGGAGCUGGCCGCGGCCGCACUGCAGGCCAACUGCGUCUCCAACGUGCACAAGGUUUAUGACCAGUACCUGAACUUCAUAUCGCUGGAAGAUGAUAUGUUCGUUCUCAAACAUCAGAACAGUGACCACAUUUCUUACUAUGCCAUCAACAAAGGUGAAAUAAAGGAUACAGAAAUGGAAAACAUCAUGGACACAAUAGUGGAAAGCUUGUUCUGCGUGUUUGCAACACUCGGUACUGUUCCCGUGAUCCGCAGUCCAAGAGGUAAUGCUGCUGAGAUGGUGGCUGAGAAGUUGGACAAGAAAUUGCGAGAGAACUUGCGAGACACCAGGAACAACCUGUUCCUUAUGGAUGCAGCCGCUGCCGGUCACUUCAGCUUCCAGAGGCCGCUGCUGAUCGUGCUGGACCGCAACGUGGACAUGGCGACGCCCCUGCACCACACGUGGACCUAUCAGGCGCUGGCGCACGACGUGCUCGACCUGGCCCUCAACCGGGUCGUGGUGGAGGAGGGCGGGGGCAGGCCCCCGGCAGGCGGGGCGCGCGCCCGGACCCGAGCCUGCGACCUGGACUCCCGCGACGCCUUCUGGCUCGCGCACAAGGGCAGCCCAUUCCCAAUCGUCGCAGAAGCUAUCCAAGAAGAAUUGGAACAUUACAAAAACUCAGAAGAAGAAGUGAAAAGGCUUAAAGCAUCAAUGGGCAUUGACAGUGAAAGUGAUGCAGCAUUUUCCAUGGUAACAGACAACACAGCCAAGCUGACGUCAGCAGUCAAAUCCCUCCCGCAGCUGCUAGAGAAGAAACGACUCAUAGACAUGCAUACAACAAUUGCUACUGGCAUCCUAAACACCAUCAAGACCCGGCGCCUCGACACGUUGUUCGAGUUCGAGGAGAAGGUGAUGAGCAAGGCCGCUCUGGACCGCAGCCUCAUGGACCUGCUCACGGACCCGGAGGCGGGCAACCCCGACGACAAGAUGCGGCUCUUCAUCAUCUACUACAUCUGCUCCCACUCCAUGACCGAGGCAGAUUUUGAUCGGUACGCAGCUGCUUUGCAAAGUGCCGGCUGCGACCUUCAGCCGUUGGCGUACAUCAAGAGAUGGAAAGCCUACGCAAAGAUGGCGGCCACGCCGAACCAGUACGUGGGCGGCGGCACCAAGACAGUCAGCAUGUUCUCCAAGCUGGUGUCUCAGGGCUCGUCCUUUGUCAUGGAGGGGGUCAAGAACCUUGUCGUCAAGAGACAUAACUUGCCAGUCACGAGGAUUGUCGAUGAGUUGAUGGAGCUGAAGACUUCACCAGAGACAGAGGACUACAGGUACUUCGACCCGAAGCAGCUGCGGGCAAUAGAUGGGUCGCAGGUGCCACGCAACCGCGCCCCCUUCCAAGACGCCAUCGUAUUCGUGGUGGGCGGCGGCAACUACAUAGAGUACCAGAACCUUGUGGACUACACUAAGGGGAAAGUAAGCAGUGCAGCCAACAAGAGAGUGAUUUAUGGAGCAUCAACUCUCAAUAAUGCCAAGCAGUUUCUCAAACAGCUGUCGUUGUUGGGCCAAGAAGUGCACUAACGUGAUAGUGCGUGUUGAGUAGCUGCAGGGACGUGUGCAUCAUUCAGAACAUUUGCAGCAUGAGUGCAGACUGCACUCGCAUCUCUACGGCUUUUUUGGUAGCGUCAACAAAAGAACUGGCGUACAGUAUAUGUACAUACAGCACUAAUGGUGUGUUAGGAACCCUUGUGUCAUAUAACUUUACAUGUUUUUAGUGUAGUAAUAUUUUAUUAUUUGUGGAUGUGUCAUUGCCACAAUUUAUUUGUUGAGUCUUAUGUCUUAAAACUUUGGGAAAAAAAUUUGCAAAAAUAAAAUUAAGAAUGAAGAGUGGGUCUUGUUUAUGAAAAGCAGUGCAUAUGUUAGUGUCUAUUGAAUGUAAGGUAACUCUUCAUGGAAAUGUUUCCUAAAUUUUUAUGUGCUUGAGUUAUGAAUAAUUUAAGUAAAAACUUGUUGCACCAUUUGUUUUUUCUCCUACAGGUGUUCCCUUGUGCAGGAUGUUUAUCCUUAGAAUUAUUUGAAAUUGUUUUUUUUUUUUUUUAUUAAAUCAGCAAAUACAGGAAACAAGCCCUGGAGGCUGUUGUAACAAGGUUCGAGUCUGAACCAGUUCAUUCCUGUGUUUUUAUACCUUUCAUUUUGCAAACUGUGAACAUGUUAGUGUGGAGAGAUUUUAUGAAAUUGUAAGUUGUUUGUACUCAGUAUGCUUCAUUCCAAUAAAGAUAAAUUUUUUCCAUGUUA